CUUCACACGAAAUGCCCAGGUAAAUCUAUUUAUCGAAGCUGCCCUACAAACUUGUUGACGCGCUAUUUCUUUUAGCGCCUUCAUCUCUCGAUACUUUCGAUUCAGUUGCUAGCGAUCUGAUUAAACUAGAAAGUGGUUUGUAAGAAACAAAUGAAAGAACGUAGCAACGUCGGUAGUAGUUGGGGAAAGUUAUGUACCUAAAAAGUUCAUCCCAGUAACGGGUAGAAAGACAGACUAUUGUUCCGUGUGAACGUACCACCGCACCAGAUAGCAUCUGCGCCAGGGAAUCCGUGACGGCGAGCUGUAUGGUCAGGCCGCCCUUCUGCCGCCUCCUAGUAUGUGGGUUAUGCAUGCCUUUGAUGGUUUCCGUCAUUUGCAGUAUUCACCCCUCCGAUUGGUGUCGCACUUGCCCGCGGAAACAACAGUUACUAGUGGAAAGCGGUGCGAUUCUCAAAUUUCUCCCUCCGGUUUGCACAGGGUGCCGAGAACCGGUCAAGUCUCCAUGCCAGUCUUUGUCCUAGGGUUUCUUGGUGCGCACUGCACGGCCUUGGAUAGCUGGGUAAAGGAUU
This is a messenger RNA of Pisolithus orientalis, 569 nucleotides long. RefSeq lists its product as uncharacterized. The coding region runs from base 306 to 521 and encodes 71 amino acids. The record is from RefSeq and is a predicted model, not a curated record. Lineage: Eukaryota; Fungi; Basidiomycota; Agaricomycetes; Boletales; Pisolithaceae. The transcript is spliced from 2 exons.